This is a messenger RNA of Lodderomyces jiufengensis, 654 nucleotides long. RefSeq names its product MIND complex subunit. The transcript has a single exon. The record is from RefSeq and is a predicted model, not a curated record. Gene Ontology annotation, cellular component: kinetochore. NCBI's taxonomy places the organism in Eukaryota, Fungi, Ascomycota, Pichiomycetes, Serinales, Debaryomycetaceae. Gene Ontology annotation, biological process: mitotic sister chromatid segregation. The coding region runs from base 1 to 654 and encodes 217 amino acids.
AUGAACUCAACUUUUGAUGUACAAGACGAUUAUGAAAAAGUUAAAAUAUCAAAGAAAGAAUUAAAAUUUCUAUAUUCAAACAUACUAACAUCAACAAUAUCAAAAUUAGAUUUACAUUUACCAACAACAUCAGAAGAUCCACUCAAAUCCAAAAUUCAUAAAGAUAUAGAGAUUUAUUUAUUAAAUUCAUUUCAAAAUUUAUUGAAAUCAUUACUAAUAGACGGAGAAGAUUUAAGUAAUGAAUCUAUAAAAACAAUACUAAAAGUUGAUGAUAAUGAUACAAAUGUUGAACUAUUUGAUAUUGAAAUUAAUGAUAAAUUAAGAAAUAUAUUAAUCGAAUAUGAUGAUAUGAUACUAAGUAUUGGUGAAUUGAAAAGAACACUACCCAAAAGAGCUCAAGAUAAGUAUUUCCAACUAGUUUCAAAAAUUGAUAAUGAAGUAAGUGAAGUUAUUAACAAUAUUAACACUGAGAUUGAAGAAGCUGGAUUAAAAGAAGAGAAAGGAGAUGGUGGGUUGGGAAGUAUUGAUUUUAAUGAGUUUAACAAAGAAUAUUAUGAGUAUUUAUUGAAAUUUGAUUUAAUCAAUACUAAACUACCUAAUCUAAAGAUGGAAUUUGACAGGUUUAAUAAAACUAUUGAGUUUUUAUCCAAAUAG